AUGGGAAACAGUGACUCCACUAUUGAAGAUCUGAAAACUUGUGAGAGUCAUCAGUGGUAUAGAAAAUUCAUGACUGAGUGCCCAUCUGGACUUCUUUCAUUCUACGAGUUCAAGAAGUUUUUUGGCUUGAAGAACCUGUCGGAGACUUCGGAUGCCUACGUGAAGGCUAUGUUUACAACCUUUGAUCUGAAUGACGACGGGUUCAUUGAUUUCAUGGAGUAUGUAGCUGCUCUCAGCCUGGUUCUUCAGGGAGCAGUGCAUCAAAAACUUCGUUGGUAUUUCAAACUCUAUGAUAUAGAUGGGAGUGGCUGCAUUGACCGCGAUGAGCUGCUUUUGAUCUUCAAGUCUAUUGACGCAAUCAACGGAGUUCAUGAUGACAUAAAAACACAGGAGUUUACCAACAUGGUAUUUGACAAGAUUGACAUUAAUGGAGAUGGUGAACUGUCCUAUGAAGAGUUCAUAGAUGGGGUUCAAGAUGACGAGAUGCUGCUGAAGAUGCUUACCCAAAGCUUGGACAUCUCACACAUUGUUGAGAAAAUACAAGGAGAGAUCAUGGCUAACACCUAGAUUCUUAACAUCAUUGACCAUGAACAUAUACCGUAUGGAUGUAGAGGUCACAAAUGAUGUAAGCAAGGCUAAUCACUUGGAUUGGAUUGGUUAUUUCCUACAAAUGUGCCAGUAAUGGAAGACUUGUUAAUCCUGAAUAUUAUGGUAUGACUUUCUGAGAAAUAAGAGAAAGUGCUUUUCAGGAGUUGUUCAGGAAUGUGAUGAUGAGAGGUCCACUUACAGUAUUUGCUCAGAUUUUUUUUUAAUGCUUUUAAUGUUGUACAACUUUUCUAGGAUCUCAUUACAUUGUGCAUACACAUUAAAUGCCAUGCCCAGUAAGUACUGUACUUGUCUUAAAUCUUAUCUUGGUUGUUACACGUCUUGAACUUUUGAACAAUUGUUGUGGU
This is a messenger RNA of Corythoichthys intestinalis (scribbled pipefish), 953 nucleotides long. It is a transcript of the gene guca1ab.2, whose product is annotated as guanylate cyclase activator 1Ab.2. NCBI's taxonomy places the organism in Eukaryota, Metazoa, Chordata, Actinopteri, Syngnathiformes, Syngnathidae. Gene Ontology annotation, cellular component: photoreceptor inner segment; cone photoreceptor outer segment. Gene Ontology annotation, molecular function: calcium ion binding; calcium sensitive guanylate cyclase activator activity. Gene Ontology annotation, biological process: positive regulation of guanylate cyclase activity; visual perception. The record is from RefSeq and is a predicted model, not a curated record. The transcript has 4 exons. The coding region runs from base 1 to 567 and encodes 188 amino acids.